GACGAAAUGAAUCCAAAUUUCCGUAAACUCCCCGAAGGAAAGCUCACCUUCGCCCAAUUGGAAACGCUAGUAUCGCAUUGGAGCAUCGAUACCGACGAAUGCGCGAAAGUCUUCCAACUCCAAACAGCAGAAACGAAGAAACUAUUCCUGAAGUGCUGCCAGUACAACGAAAAAUUGGCUCCCAUGUACGUGAAGCUGGGCAAGCUGCGCUGCCUGCAGGACCACAUCGAUGCGAAUCUCCAGUACAUUUUCAACUUGCUGUUCGACGUCGAGAGUAAGAUCAGGGAGUUUGAGAAGUGCCCGUGUCCCUGCAGAGAUGCACCUCUAGAUCCGAUCAGGAGCGGAGUGUACAAAGCCGUCGAAGAGAUCAACGCGACUUUGGUGAACAUCGAAAAAUCGAUUUUCUUGUUCGAGCUGAACUAUUGCGUGAAGGACGUGAACUUGCAGAGCAGCUUCGAGGACGCGGUGUGCAUCCUGUGCUGCGAAUUGGACCAAUUGGAGAUGAUCGAUGCGAGGAUCAGGGAGUUGCAGGACAAAUUGACGUGGUGCGACGCCUGCCAGUCGAGGAUUUGCGCUAAUAAAAAACAUCCACAUUGAAAUUCCGAGUUUCGUUUGUACGAAAAGGUCAAGGGCGCGAGCCGAACGUGUACUCUUCUUCAAUUUGAAAAUUUUCCGACGCAUCCACUCAUAAAAAAUAAAUUGUUUUAAAGCCUCUUUAAUAUUGUGUACAUAUUUAACGAUCUCAUUGUUUGUUCAAUAUUACAUCAAGUAAAAGGUAAAUAUUUAGACAAUAUUGUAAACAGAUUGAUAACUAUCCCAAUUUCUUGGAUUUACUGGCCUCAUGCACGGCGUAAAUGUAAUCGCGAAAAUUUUCUAUUGAUUUAAAUAUUGCAACUUUUGCUGGGAAAAUUUAUUAAAUUCGAAUUAAUUCAAAUUCGUUUAAUACGCCGAAGUCGUAGGAAACUGUUCGUAAUUAUCCUUUUAC
Phyllotreta striolata is the source of this 985-nucleotide messenger RNA. NCBI's taxonomy places the organism in Eukaryota, Metazoa, Arthropoda, Insecta, Coleoptera, Chrysomelidae. The record is from the annotation of a GenBank genome assembly.